Messenger RNA from Equus quagga, 1630 nucleotides. It is a transcript of the gene DCTN6, whose product is annotated as dynactin subunit 6. The record is from RefSeq and is a predicted model, not a curated record. NCBI's taxonomy places the organism in Eukaryota, Metazoa, Chordata, Mammalia, Perissodactyla, Equidae. The transcript is spliced from 7 exons. Gene Ontology annotation, molecular function: dynein complex binding. Gene Ontology annotation, biological process: mitotic spindle organization. Bases 106 to 678 code for a protein of 190 amino acids. Gene Ontology annotation, cellular component: dynactin complex.
CGCCUGCUCCCAAUCCGGCCAGGCUCUCCAAUCGCUUGCAGAGAUCAUCGCUUUACCCAGGCGGUUGUGUCGAUCUCCGCUCCAAUUGGAGACAGGGGCCAAACCAUGGCGGAGAAGACUCAAAAGAGUGUGAAGAUUGCUCCUGGAGCAGUUGUUUGUGUAGAAAGUGAAAUCAGGGGGGAUGUAACUAUAGGGCCUAGGACAGUGAUCCACCCUAAGGCACGAAUUAUUGCGGAAGCUGGGCCAAUAGUGAUUGGCGAAGGCAACCUGAUAGAAGAGCAGGCGCUCAUCAUAAAUGCUCAUCCUGAUAACAUCACCCCUGACACUGAAGAUCCAGACCCCAAACCUAUGAUCAUUGGCACCAAUAAUGUGUUUGAAGUUGGCUGUUAUUCCCAAGCCAUGAAAAUGGGAGAUAAUAAUGUUAUUGAAUCAAAAGCAUAUGUAGGCAGAAAUGUGAUAUUGACAAGCGGCUGCAUCAUCGGGGCUUGUUGCAACCUGAAUACGUUUGAAGUCAUCCCUGAGAACACAGUGAUCUAUGGUGCAGACUGCCUUCGUCGGGUGCAGACUGAGCGACCACAGCCCCAGACACUCCAGCUGGACUUCCUGAUGAAAAUCUUGCCAAACUACCACCACUUAAAGAAGACUAUGAAGGGAGGCUCCACUCCAGCUAAGAACUAAGACCAACAUGUGAUGCCGAGAUGACACUGGUCUUUGACCACUGUCUUUUGAAAGGGCCACAGUGUUUCGGCACUCCUAGCAGUUGACAGAAUAAUGCAUGUUGACUUGAUUUUGUAAAAUUGAGUUCCAGAGGAAAGUAAUGGAUUUUCAUUGUAACUGUCCUCCAUAAUUUAUAUAAAAUGUAUUAUUUUCCUAUAUCCUCUCCCCUUUCCUGAUAAUUUUCUGAUUUCUUUUAUUUUCCUUUUGUUAUUUAAAAUGUUAGCCACAAAUUUUAGUUAGAAAAAAGACUCCCUAUGAUAAGAAAGGGCAAAUUGUUGUGUAUUUAUAUUCUAGCAUAUACUAAACUAAAUAAAAAUGUUGAUGACACUACUUUUAGUGAACAUACUUUAUCAGUUUUUCUACUUGUAUUAACUUCCCCAAAAUAGCUCUUUUAAUUUUUAUUGUGUACUAGCUAUAUUAAAGCUAAUGUGUUUAUCUUUUCCUUUUGUGGAUUUGUAGCUGUUUAAAAUUUCAGGAGAAAUUUCAACAGCUAUUGAAUUAAUUUAGGCUUCAUUUUGUUUCCAAGAAAAAAAAAUUUUUUUCUUUUUCGUAAAACAAAAAUAAUCAGAGAAAGACGUGUUCAGGAAACUACAAAGUCAAAAAGAGUGAUGUCUGAUGAAAAUGUCAAGUAAAUGACCAUUGAGUGGUAUUUCUCGGUUUCUGAGGACAAACUAAAAGAGAUUUUGAUGUAUUUAUAAAUUUAUGAAGUUAUUUUGGUAUAUUACUAAUCACUAAUUAUUGUUAUAAUUCUAUUUAAUUAUAUAAUGGGCAAAAUAUUGAGGAUUUUAUUGUAAUUCCAAGUUUUUUAAGUAAUUCAAGUGCAUACAUUUAAUGGAGCAUACUUUUCAACUUGUGAAUUAAUCAAUGUUGAUUAAUACUAAGACAUUAAAUACUAAAAUACUUUCUCUUGAAA